GAUCUAAAGAAAGAGGAGAGCGUGGCUUUGCGGGAAGGAGGGAUGGGAACUCCCCAGGGAGCACAGACACUAGGAGUCCCGGCGGCGCAAGAGGACGGGGAGAACAGGCCUCGGAGACAGCGGACCCAGCUCCGCUACGACAGUCUGCGUGGAGCCCGCUUGCCUCCUGCCUCUCGAGACGCUUCCCGUCCCCUCCACUCCCCCGCCCCAGCCUUUCGUACGACCCGUCGCGGAAAAUGGUCGCACUCCCUCGUCGCUUCAUCUAACCUCAGAGGGAGCCACGUCAGAACCAGCGUCCCUGAAAGGGUCAGGGUUCAUAACAGGCAACAGUUCACCAGCUUCAGACGCCAGCUGAGCUACCAUGGGCUUCCUUAGUUAGUCUACAGAAGACCCAGUCUGAGACCUCAGAAGGAGAUCUCCAUCCUUGGUCUGAGCAGGACCGAUAGCCAUGUCCCCGGAAACAUUGACCUUCAGGGAUGUGUUUGUAGACUUCACGCAGGAGGAGUGGCAGCAGCUGGACGCUGCUCAGAAGAACCUCCACAGGGAUGUCAUGUUGGAGAACUAUAGCCACCUGGUCUCUGUUGGAUACCUUGUGGCCCAGCCACAUGGGAUCUUCAGGUUGGGACAAGGAGAAGAGGAGGCCAGGAUGGCAGCUGGAGAAAGCGUGAUGUGGAGCUGUCCAGGUAAGCCCACGCCAGAAUUCUGGAAAGUUAAUGACCAGAUAGAUAACCACAAGGAAAGCCAAGACAAACCUCUAUGACAAGCUGCAUCCAUAAAUAAGGAAACACUGAAGGAUAAAAGUGGCCAAGAAUUCAGAACAUAUGGAGAAAUCAUUUAUCCAAGCACAGGCUUUGUUUCUAUAGGACAAAGACUCACUAAAUAUUAUUCAUGGGGAAAGUGUUCAAAACAUAAUUUCAAUUUUCUUAGUCAAAGUAGAAGCUAUGUAAGAAAGAAAGGUGAUGAAUGUAAGGCAUAUUGGAAAUUAUGCUUCUAUUCUAAUCUUGAUAAAGCUCAAUCUGGAGAGAAAUUCUUUGAGCCUAAUGAACAUGGAAAAGCCCUCCACUGUAAGCAAGCUCUUAAUAAAAGUCCAAGAAUUCAAAAUGGGGAGAAACUCUAUCAAUGUUCUGAAUGUGGAAAAGUGUUUAUCCAGAAAGCAAACCUUGUUGUACAUCAGAGAAUUCACACUGGAGAGAAACCUUAUGAAUGCUGUGACUGUGCAAAAACCUUCAGCCAGAAGUCAACCCUAAUUGCACACCAGAGAACUCAUACAGGGGGAAAGCCGUACGAAUGCAGUGAAUGUGGGAAAACAUUUAUCCAGAAGUCAACUCUGACUAAAUAGCGAACUCAUACAGGAGAGAAACCGUUUGUAUGUGGUGAAUGUGCAAAAGCUUUUAAGAGUUCAUGUCGCCUUAUUAGACAUGAAAAAACACACAUUAGACAAGCAUUUUAUGAAGCUAUCAAAUGUGAUAAGUCCAGCCUUAUAUAUCAAAGGACUCAUAUCGGUGAAAAACUUGAAUGCAAUAAACAUGGGAAAGCCUUUGAUGAGACACCUAUACCCAUUAAACAUCAGCUAACUCAUAUGAAAGAGACACUUUAUAAGUGUAGUAAAUGUGGAAAAGGCUUCAGGGGAAAGUCACAUCUUUCUGUUCAUCAGAGAGUUCAUACACGAGAAAAAUCCUAUGAAUGCAGCAUAUGUGGGAAGACUUUCAGUGGAAAAUCACACCUCUCUGUCCAUCAUAGAACUCACACAGGAGAGAAACCUUAUGAAUGCAGGUGUUGGAAAGCAUUUGGUGAGAAGUCAACCCUUAUUGUACAUCAGAGAACUCAUACAGGAGAAAAACCCUAUAAAUGCAAUGAAUGUGGGAAAGCUUUCAGUGAAAAGUCACCACUGAUUAAACAUCAGAGAAUUCAUACAAGAGAGAGACCCUAUGAGUGCAGUGAAUGUAGGAAAGCAUUCAGUAUGAAGUCAACUCUCAUUAAACAUCAGAGAAUUCAUACAGGAGAAAAACCUUAUGAAUGCAGUGAAUGUGGGAAAGCUUUCUGUGUGAAAUCAACUCUCAUUGUACAUCACAGAAUGCAUACAAGAGAGAAACCUUAUGAAUGCAGAGAAUGUGAUAAAGCCUUCAGUGGGAAGUCAACUCUCAUUAAACAUCAGAAAAGUCACACAGGAGAUAAAACCUAUUAAUAUACUUACUAAUAACCUAUAAUAUGAUAUAAUAACCUAUCAUAACCUAUUACUAUAUUAAUAUAGAGAUGAUUUCACUAGUUAUACCUCUGCUGCUGCUGCUAAGUCGCUUCAGUCGUGUCUGACUCU
This is a messenger RNA of Capra hircus (goat), 2314 nucleotides long. RefSeq names its product zinc finger protein 674 (gene ZNF674). NCBI's taxonomy places the organism in Eukaryota, Metazoa, Chordata, Mammalia, Artiodactyla, Bovidae. The record is from RefSeq and is a predicted model, not a curated record. Gene Ontology annotation, biological process: regulation of DNA-templated transcription.